This is a messenger RNA of Morus notabilis, 716 nucleotides long. RefSeq names its product jacalin-related lectin 19. Lineage: Eukaryota; Viridiplantae; Streptophyta; Magnoliopsida; Rosales; Moraceae. Gene Ontology annotation, molecular function: carbohydrate binding. The record is from RefSeq and is a predicted model, not a curated record. The transcript is spliced from 3 exons. The coding region runs from base 59 to 640 and encodes 193 amino acids.
CUUUCCUUCGCCCCUUCACUCAGCAUAAGAAAAUCCCAACUCUCUCCUGUAGACCAAAAUGGAUGGAAAGAAAGAAAACCAAGGAAGUGGUAAUAGCAAAGGCAUAGCGGUGGGACCAUGGGGUGGGAAUGGUGGGAACAGUUGGGACGAUGGGGCCUACAGCGGUGUUAGAGAAAUCACGCUUUUUUAUGAUCGCUGCAUCGAUUCAAUACGUGUGGUAUACGAUAAAAAUGGUAAACCCGUCGCAGCAGAAAAACAUGGAGGCAUCGGAGGCUCUCGAACCGCUGAAAUUAAAUUAAAUUACCCAGAGGAGUACUUAGUGAGUGUGAGUGGGUACUACUGUCCAGUGGUGCAUGGAGGUAGUCCAGUAAUCCGAUCGCUGACAUUGAAGAGCAACAAGAGAACAUUCGGACCGUAUGGAGUUGAAGAGGGCACGCCAUUCAGUUUUCCAAUUCAAGGAGGUCUCAUAGUUGGGUUCAAGGGAAGAAACGGUUGGUAUUUAGAUGCAAUUGGGUUCCACAUUGUAUCUCAUGCCCAAUCUACAAAACUCAUCGAGAGGGUUCAAAAGGGUUUUAGAAGGCUCGCUAGCACUGCCUCCUCAAAGCCUUCGCUGACAAGUACAGCCACUAAAAAUAUUUGAAGAUGGUGCUUUGAGUUUGAUUUUCGCAUAGACAUGGAAAGUAUUACCUAUUAUGUAUACAAAACAAAUUAUUGUG